AGCGGGGAAGCCCUUCGGGUGGGAGCGCAGAGGCGACUGUCCCUUUAAGAAACCGUCCAGUCAGCGCAUGUUGCCUUUAUUCCGCGGCGCACCUUCUGCUCCAUCACCGGACGAUGCGCCCCAGCAACUUCCAGCAGCACGGGAGCUGCAGCACGGAGGAGAGAUCCUGAACGACCGAGGUCAUCUUCAUAGACAGGUAAUGGAUCCAGUGUGACUGUUAUAUCACCUUCCUGCCCAGCUGGCCCCUCUGACUCCGUAGCUAUGGCAACUUGUCCAAGAGGCUGCGCACCAGCGGUGCGCCUUUGUCAGAAACUGAACCGACUCAAGACGCUGGAUGAUGACAUGAUGGCCACAUCGCUGAAACGCUGUCUCUCCACCCUGGACCUGACCCUUUUGGGUGUUGGAGGCAUGGUGGGCUCUGGGCUUUAUGUCCUGACAGGAACAGUGGCCAAAGACAUGGUUGGGCCUGCUGUCAUCAUAUCCUUCAUAUUUGCAGGUUUUGCAUCUUUAUUGGCUGCCUUUUGUUAUGCAGAGUUUGGAGCACGUAUUCCCAAAACCGGAUCCGCCUACAUGUUUACCUACGUUUCUGUGGGAGAGGUCUGGGCCUUUCUCAUUGGUUGGAAUGUGAUUCUGGAGAACAUGAUUGGUGGUGCUGCUGUGGCACGUGCCUGGAGUGGCUAUCUGGACUCCAUUUUUAACCAUGCUAUCCAGAACUUCACAGAGACACACAUUAUGCAGUGGGAUGUGCCCUUUCUUGCCCAUUACCCUGACCUACUUGCAGCAGGGAUCCUAGUAGUGGCCUCAUUCUUCAUUUCCUUUGGAGUUCAAGUGUCCUCUUACCUCAAUCAUAUCUUCUCCACCAUUAGUAUGGUAGUCAUCAUUUUCAUACUGGUGUUUGGCUUUAUGCUGGCGGAACCAGUCAACUGGAGCCAGAAAGAAGGAGGCUUUGCACCUUUUGGGCUGUCUGGAAUACUUGCAGGCUCUGCCACAUGCUUCUACGCGUUUGUGGGCUUUGACGUAAUUGCAUCCUCAAGUGAAGAGGCAAAGAACCCGCAGAAGGCUGUUCCCAUUGCCACUGCAAUCUCGCUUGGACUGGCAGCAACAGCUUACAUCCUGGUCUCCACAGUGCUCACACUAAUGGUGCCCUGGCAUACACUGGACCCCAACUCGGCUCUGGCAGAUGCUUUCUUCCGCCGUGGUUACAGUUGGGCUGGAGUGAUUGUGGCAAUAGGUUCUAUCUGUGCCAUGAACACGGUGCUGCUCUGUAAUCUCUUCUCUCUCCCUCGGAUUGUGUAUGCCAUGGCAGAGGAUGGAUUGUUCUUCUCCAUUUUCGCACGCGUCAAUCCUGUCACCAAAGUCCCAGUCAAUGCCAUCUUGGUGUUUGGAAUCCUCAUGGCUGUCAUGGCUCUCAUCUUUGACCUGGAGGCCUUGGUCCAGUUCCUUUCCAUCGGCACACUCCUGGCGUACACCUUUGUGGCAGCGAGUGUUAUUGUGCUGCGCUUUCAGCCUGGGAAAACCAGCUCCAAGGGAACUGCAGCCACAUCUCCAAACCCCAAUGCUGAGCCUUCACCUGCCCCUUCAGAGUCCCAGACCAUAACUGAGGACAGCGGGGAGCUGAAGCAGUACGAGUCCUUCUCUGACAAACUCCAGUUGGUUGAGAGGCAGAAGACGGGAGAGCAGCGAGGGGUGGGCCAGCUGAAGGCUUGCUGGGAACCGUACCUGGGCAAGCUAUUUGGGGACUCUGAGCCGGGUGAGGUGGUGGCAGCCUGUGUGCUGACUCUGAUAGUGAGCUCAGUAUCCCUCUGCGCUGUGCUGGAAUUUGGAAGCAAACAGCUGCAGCUGCCCGUCUGGAGCUUCACAAUGCUGCUGGUGAUUUUUAGCUUAGCUUACGUCCUCAGCCUGGCACUCAUAUGGCUUCACGAGCCACAGACGGAUAGCAAAACAUUCCAGGUACCUCUGGUUCCACUGACCCCAGGAGCCAGUAUCCUCAUCAAUGUAUUCCUCAUGAUGAAGCUCAGCCCUCUAACCUGGAUUCGCUUCGCCGUGUGGAUUGCCAUAGGUCUGGUUGUGUAUUUCGGCUAUGGGAUCUGGCACAGUAAGGAGGGCAGGCGGGAGCUGCAGCCCAAAGACAUGGCCGCCCGGUACGUGGUGCUGCCCAGCGGCAGCCUGGUGGAGACAGUGCAGCCUGUCCAGCCCAAUGGUCAAGUGGACACCCCGGCGCACCACAUCACCACCUCCACUGACAUGACAGCUGAGGAGUGUGCAGAAAAGAGAUGAUCUGCGACCAAAUAUAGUCACUGUUACAACUGCCUGGUAUUAUCUCCCACUCAAACGCUGUACUAUUACUAGUGUACUCUCUGUAUCUCACUCACUUUAGUGUGUGACUGGCCUGCCACAGUCUGUACUCGUUGCUCUGCAGAUGUAAGCACACCACAGGAUGGGACGCACGCUGUCUGUCAAGUUGUGAAGUAUAUUUGUAUAUCUUAAAACAGUUGAAUGUAAAGUAGAGAGCUCUAUCACAUACUCCUCUUGCAUCAAAGUUGUGUUAUAUCCUUGAAGUCCAGCUCUUUACUUGCAACUUUGCCAGUUUGUCUGAAUCCAUGUGCUCAUAGCUUACAGUAUAUAUGGUGCUUUCUUUGUGACAGACUGUACUUUUAGCUAUAUAUACCUAGAGAAUGAUUUUAAUUUUUUUCUAACACGAAUCUCGGACUGGAAAAUCAAAAUUCAACAAACAUUUUACUCCGUUGAAAACAAGGUAGAAGACCUCCCAUUUCAUUUUGAAGGUAUCAUCUUGAGUAAAGUAAGGUUCCAUUUAUCGCAUGUUUCUUUUUUUUUUUUUUUGUCAAGCAGAGGAAUACACAGACUUUUGAGUUUACAUUUCUGCCUUUUUGUCGAGCUUCUCUUCUCCUCAAAGCCUCAGGAGAAACUACAGGCUCUGUUAGUGUGGAUCCUCUUAUAAACUGCCCUUCCUUUAGUGGUUUCUGACACCUCACUUAAUCCACUAACUUCAUUUAUUGUAUGUAUUUAUUUUUGAUUGAUGAUUGAUGAUUACUAUUCAUGUUUUUACUCUUAUUCAAAUCGUAUUAGUUUUUUGGUUUCCUGUUCCCGUAUUCGUCUUUGCAACAUGAAUAAGACCUAUGUUGUGCAUACCUUGAUUAUUCACCAUAAGUAAUUUGUGUUCACCUUUAAUUGGCUGAGCAACAUUUUAGUGCUUCACUUAAUCUAAAUCUCAUCCCAUGACCCUGUUCCCUUUGGUGUCACUGAUCUUGUGCAGGUUUUUCUCACGCUCCUUUUGACAGCAACCACUUUCCCGUCUCUCUCUGAUGGCAUGAGAUUAUGAUAUAUGAAAAGCACAUAGACUACUGAACUUUUGUUGAUUUCUCAUAAUGUUAUAUUUUAUUGUUAUAUGACUGAUUUUCUGAGAUAAACUGAGAGGUAAUUAGAGUAUUGGAUACAAAAGUCAAGCACAUACCUACUGAAUGGGACUCUUCACACACAGGCUUUAAAUGUUGGCAUGCUGGCAGACACUGGUUAUGUUAAACCUGACAAGGGCCUCUGUAAUCCCAGCGGAUUUUCAGCAGUCCCUGUCGUCAGUCUGCAUCUUGACCUACAUCAGAGAAAGGCACACAUGUGAGAACACUCUCAUAUUACACAGAUAACAUUCCCAAAGCCUAAAUUGUUUCAAUAAAGGAACACAGGGCAUUAUUUUUUUAGCACAACUAUGAAUUAUUUUUUUAUUUCAGUGUGUUUGCAUGUGUUAAAUAAGAAACCAAUGGCCUUAAACAUGUUGUCAUCAAUGCAGACUGACUUCCAAAACUAAUUUAGUCUGUUAAAAUUGUGUCUGUUGCAUAAAAACUCUUAUACAGGACUUCAGGCUUGUCAAUUAUUAAACCAAAACACAAAUAUGGAAGCAAAUGUACAGUGGGGGGGGGGGGGUUUGUAAGCCUUUGCACACCAUUUUCUGGCAAUUUUGUGUCACAGUUAUGCUUUUGAUGUCGGGGCUGGUGGCAAAUAUUAAUUCUGUGGUGCUUAAACAUACUCUCACCUCUUACUUUCUUUUUGUGCCGGGAAGCACAAUUACAGAUAAUCCAGUUCUUUUCUUACUUUGAAUAGUAUUGUACUCUGUACUUGCAUAUUAAGGUCUCAGAUCUUUCUGUUAAAUGUGUACGUCUGUAUAAAAUGCAACGACUGUGUUAUCAGUUAAAAAUAAAUGUUUUGAAGCAGCAUUUCCAAAAAUGUAAA
Messenger RNA from Scophthalmus maximus (turbot), 4242 nucleotides. RefSeq names its product solute carrier family 7 member 4 (gene slc7a4). Gene Ontology annotation, molecular function: amino acid transmembrane transporter activity. The transcript is spliced from 5 exons. Gene Ontology annotation, cellular component: plasma membrane. Gene Ontology annotation, biological process: amino acid transport; transmembrane transport. The coding region runs from base 262 to 2277 and encodes 671 amino acids. The record is from RefSeq and is a predicted model, not a curated record. Lineage: Eukaryota; Metazoa; Chordata; Actinopteri; Pleuronectiformes; Scophthalmidae.